Messenger RNA from Suillus bovinus, 1487 nucleotides. RefSeq names its product plant expansin. The coding region runs from base 292 to 1077 and encodes 261 amino acids. NCBI's taxonomy places the organism in Eukaryota, Fungi, Basidiomycota, Agaricomycetes, Boletales, Suillaceae. The transcript has 5 exons. The record is from RefSeq and is a predicted model, not a curated record.
AUAAAAAGUCUGAAAGACUUUAUUCGGAAGUAAUAACCGCGUCUCUCCUCCUACCACUUUCUUUCUCCUCUCAAUUACCGUCAGGUAAACGCAUUCCUUGCGCUUUUUCAUAACGUCGGUUCUUCGCAACCGACUCACGCUUUUUGUGCGUGCUAACACCAUUUUUUUUGCUUAAAUAGUUGGACCUUUGCAAGUGUCCUGUCACUCGUUGCUCACGAACACCUCGUCUUCACCCCCGUUCUCUCCACAUCUGCAUUCUUUUUCCCCCCUAUUUACAUCACAUUAUUCACCAUGUUCUCCACGUUUGCAACACUCGUCCUGUCCCUCAUCGCUACCUCUGCAGUCUCUGCGUUCGUCGUUCCUCGCGCCACUGCCCCCCAAGGCUGGGACACCUCGGCUCUUGAGCCCUAUGACACCUACCAUUGUAGGUAUCUCGCGAUCCAGUGCCAAGACCAGCGCAACUCUCCAUUCUUUUCUGAGUGCUGUCACCCCCUAGCGGCUGGUGAGAGCGCUAGCAGUCUUCCUGCUGAGUGCCAGAUGCCCUCUGGUGUCACCUGCAGCAAUGGUGAACCCGUAUUGAAUGGUGGGAGUGACGACGGUUGUGAUGAUGGUCCCUCAUCGACUCCAACAGCUUCACCUGCAUCCUCCCCUACUACGAGCAGUGCUUCUGUCCCCGCCAACGCUGCUCCUGCUCCGACUACGACUACCUCGGACGUAGUAUCCACGACCGCACCCUCGACUGGUUCUAGUGACAGUAGUGAUAACUAUGGCGGAUAUGCAACUUUCUUCUAUCAGGGAGGCAACGCAGGCGCAUGUGGAACAGUUCACUCUGAUUCCGACUUCAUCUGUGCUAUGGAUCAGUCUCGUUAUGGUAACUCUGGCAAUGCAUCCCCUCUUUGCGGCCAACAGGUCCAAAUCACCAAUCAGAUCAACGGUAACACCGUUGUGGUUACCAUUGCCGAUGAUUGCCCGACCUGUGCAAACUCGAACUCAAUCGACCUCUCUGUUGCUGCCUUUCAAGCUCUGGACAGCCUCUCUGUCGGGGAUCUUCCAAUUGUCUGGAAGUUCCUUAAUUAGACAUCGCUCGGCAGAGACUGUCUUCCCCUUCCAUCAUUCAUUGUUUUCAGUCCUUUCCUUGUCGCAUUGAUGCGUUAUUUGUUUUGGCGGGCUAGCUCCGUUGGAGCGUGGUAGCUGAUCUUGGCGUUCAGGAUAUUAAGGACCCUGGUGGCUCUUUGUCUCCACACCGACGAUCAAAUACCCAUCUUCUCCACUGGCAACGUAUGUUCAUUGUGUUUAUAUGGUUUUUACAAUUACUCGGAAUCACGCAUAUACAUGAAUUUCCUUUUAUCAGGUUUUUAUUAUAUCGGGGCAUGCAGUAUGUUCCAUACAUUGUUGAUAGCUAGCUACAGUAGUGUUAUGGUCGCUUAGUCAUGUCAUAUUCACGUGCAUAGAUGACGCAGUGCGCAAUCACAUAUCUUAUGUAAAUC